ACACACCACAUCACCAUUUUAAUAACAUGUAGUACUAAGGUACUCACACUGAGAGAGAGAGAUAGAGACGACGGCGAUGGAGAGGGCUGAGCAAGCCAGCGACACCGUACCGAGCUCAUGGGGAGGACACAGCAAUCGCAUAGCAGCUGUUAACCUUGAGAAGAAACCACAGCCUGCUACCAUUGAUGAUCUUGAUGAGCAUGGCCAUAACCACACAACUCACGAUCAAAAACCAGGAUGGAGAAAGUUUCUGUCAUAUGUUGGACCUGGUUUCCUGGUUUCUUUGGCUUAUCUUGAUCCCGGCAACUUGGAAACUGAUUUGCAAGCAGGAGCUGACCAUGGAUAUGAGCUGCUAUGGGUUAUACUUAUUGGACUAGUAUUUGCUCUCAUAAUUCAAUCACUGGCAGCAAAUCUUGGUGUUAGCACUGGAAAACAUCUGGCAGAGGUAUGCAAGGCUGAGUAUCCAAAUUUUGUGAAGUACUGCCUAUGGCUGCUGGCCGAGAUAGCUGUCAUAGCUGCCGAUAUUCCCGAAGUGAUUGGGACAGCUUUUGCCUUAAAUAUACUGUUUCACAUCCCAGUCUGGAUUGGAGUUCUUUGCACUGGUCUUAGCACUCUCCUCCUCCUCGGCCUGCAGAAAUAUGGGGUGAGGAAGCUUGAAAUGUUAAUAGCAGUUCUAGUAUUUGUAAUGGCAGGAUGUUUCUUUGGGGAAAUGGGUCAUGUUAAUCCACCAGCUUCUGAGGUUUUCAAAGGCAUGUUUGUCCCCAAGCUCUCCGGCCAAGGAGCCACCGGCGACGCCAUUGCCCUUCUUGGUGCCCUUGUCAUGCCUCAUAAUCUCUUUCUUCACUCAGCUCUUGUACUUUCUAGAAAAAUACCUAAUUCUGUUCGAGGCGUCAAUGAUGCUUGCCGGUAUUUCCUUAUAGAGAGUGGAUUUGCACUAUUUGUGGCAUUUUUAAUCAAUGUGGCAGUUGUGUCUGUCUCGGGGACGGUUUGCUCAGCUCAGAACAUCUCACAAGAGGAAGCAGACAGAUGCAGUGAUCUCACCCUCAACUCUGCUUCUUUCCUUCUUCAGAAUGUAUUGGGAAAAUCAAGCUCUACACUAUAUGCUAUUGCCCUUUUAGCCUCAGGUCAAAGCUCUGCUAUAACAGGAACUUAUGCUGGACAGUACAUUAUGCAGGGUUUCUUGGAUCUUAAGAUGAGAAAAUGGAUUAGAAACCUGAUGACUAGAUGUAUUGCCAUUACACCUAGUCUUAUUGUUUCAAUUAUUGGUGGAUCACAGGGUGCAGGUCGUCUAAUCAUAAUUGCAUCGAUGAUACUCUCAUUUGAACUUCCAUUUGCACUCAUCCCACUUCUCAAAUUCAGCAGCAGUUCCACCAAGAUGGGGCCACACAAGAACUCAAUAGUUAUAAUAGUUAUCUCCUGGAUUCUGGGUCUAGGCAUCAUUGGAAUCAAUGUAUAUUAUCUAGGUACAGGCUUUGUGGGUUGGCUACUUAACAAUGAUCUACCAAAAGUUGGGAAUGUGUUGAUUGGGAUCAUAGUAUUUCCUCUAAUGGCAAUCUAUGUACUUUCAGUUAUCUACCUAACUGUUAGAAAAGACACAGCUGUAACAUUUAUAGAGCCAAUGAAGGAAGAUCCAACGGUUGUCCAAGCAAAUAACAUGGAAGUUGGCAGAUUAGGCAAUUCUAUUGAGGCUCUGGAGUUGGAUCAUGUGCCUUAUAGAGAUGAUUUAGCUGACAUCCCCCUGCCAAAAUAGAGGCUUGCCAGCUACUUUUGGACCACAUUUAUCGGUUUCAAAGCUAAAGAUUAUUAGAUAAUAAUAAAUGUUUUUCUUUUCUUUUUUCUCCUUAAGCGGAUGCUUCCCUGUUGUCUUCCUCUUGGCUCUAGAGUUUAUUAUAAUGAGCCUUGGACCUCUGUUGUUUAUAACUGUUUUCAAGCUUUGGAAGCUUCUCUCUUUUGGCUGGUUUUAAAGCUGUAAUUGCUGGGCUUGAGUCUUGGUUCAAUGAAUUUCAAUUGCUUUUCAAAAAAAAAAAAUAAAAAAAAUGAUAAGAACCAUUUAAAGCAGAACAUCUUCAGUCUUCA
This is a messenger RNA of Manihot esculenta (cassava), 2076 nucleotides long. Its product is annotated as metal transporter Nramp5-like. Gene Ontology annotation, molecular function: manganese ion transmembrane transporter activity; cadmium ion transmembrane transporter activity. NCBI's taxonomy places the organism in Eukaryota, Viridiplantae, Streptophyta, Magnoliopsida, Malpighiales, Euphorbiaceae. Gene Ontology annotation, cellular component: membrane. Gene Ontology annotation, biological process: metal ion transport. The coding region runs from base 77 to 1750 and encodes 557 amino acids. The transcript is spliced from 13 exons. The record is from RefSeq and is a predicted model, not a curated record.